AUGGUUGAUAGAUCUUUCAAUGUUGAGAGUGAUCCUUUUAGACCCUGUGAAGAUAGCGAAAAUAUAUUAGGUCCUGAAGUACCUUAUAUGAGUGCUAUCAGUGGGCUUUUAUACUUAGCAAACUGUACCAGGCCUGAUAUUGCUUUUGCAACUAACCUCUUAGCAAGAUAUAGCUCUUCUCCUACUCACAGGCAUUGGAACGGAAUAAAGCAUUUAUUCCGUUAUUUACAAGGUACAGUUGAUUUAGGGUUAAUGUAUUUUAGAAAACCCGAGUUUGGUAUGGUUGGUUUUGCAGAUGCAGGAUACUUAUCAGAUCCUCAUAAGGCUCGAUCCCAAACCGGCUAUGUUUUUACAAUUGGUGGAACUGCGAUCUCUUGGCGGUCCCAGAAACAAACUCUGGUUGCAACUUCUUCAAACCAUGCAGAGACUAUUGCGCUUCACGAAGCAUGUCGAGGAUGUGUGUGGUUGAGGUCAAUGAGUCACCAUAUACAAGAUUCAAGCGGAAUAGUUAACAAGAAAGAGCCGACGAAAGUUUUUGAAGAUAACUCGGCUUGCGUCGCUCAACUCAAAGAAGGCUAUAUUAAGAGCGAUAGAACAAAGCACAUCCCUCCAAGAUUUUUCUCGUACAUUCGGGAGCUCGAGAAAAAUAAAGAAGUUGACAUCGAAUAUGUACGGUCAUGCGACAAUCCGGCUGACUUGUUCACCAAAGCUCUCCCGACUACAAUGUUCCGCAAACACGUCAAUGGUAUCGGGAUGCGGCGUUUGCGUGACCUAUGA
This is a messenger RNA of Raphanus sativus (radish), 777 nucleotides long. Its product is annotated as secreted RxLR effector protein 161-like. The coding region runs from base 1 to 777 and encodes 258 amino acids. Lineage: Eukaryota; Viridiplantae; Streptophyta; Magnoliopsida; Brassicales; Brassicaceae. The transcript has a single exon. The record is from RefSeq and is a predicted model, not a curated record.